UCCAAAUGUAAACAAAUGGAUCUUGUAAAUAAUUACGUUACGCAUUGUGUUUACAUGCUAAACUAAAAUAAAGUUUGCACAAGCACCAAACACACAUUUUGCAAGAAAAAUGUGCAUAAAUACACAACAUCUACAUCAGCACAUAGUUCCCUCCAGACAAUUAUGCCGAGAAGGUCGAGUGAGUCUUGUGUGCUUUUUGGUCACAUUAAUCUUGGUUGCCAUACCAUCUGUGCCGCAAAUCUAUUAUGGGGCGGUACCAAACGUAUGGGGUGCCCAAAUGUGGGGACCGGCUUUAUAUUUUGCCCUUAUCAGCAUGGUAAUACGUUUUGUUUUACGCGAUACUGAUUAUCAGGUCGGCAUACGUUCAUCUUUCUUGGGAUUUGUUGAGGCCGUAAGCAUAUUGGUCAUAUGCUUUGCCCCCAAAGUCUGGAAGCAAUUGGGCACCUAUGGUUUAUUUAUGGCCUUAUUUCAUUACACUGAGUUUAUGGCAAUAGCAUGGUGUAAUCCUAAAAGCCUGACAAUUGAUUCGUUUAUGUUAAAUCAUUCUUGGGCCUAUGGUAUGGCGGCUGCUGCUAGUUGGAUUGAAUUUGUUUUGGAAGUGCAAUUUUUGCCACAUUUUAAGGAUAUCUAUUAUUUGUGGCUGAUAGGUGUGGUUCUAUGUGUGUUUGGUGAAGUGAUGCGGAAAACGGCCAUGGUAACGGCCAGCAGUAGUUUUACGCAUUUGGUGCAAUACGAAAAAGCCGACGAUCAUAAGCUAGUAACCCAUGGUAUUUACGCUUAUUCGCGACAUCCAUCAUAUGUGGGUUGGUUUUGGUGGUCCAUUGGUACACAAAUCAUACUCAUGAAUCCCGUUUGCAUUGUCGCCUAUACCAUUAUUAGUUGGAAAUUUUUCCACGAUCGAAUAUAUUGUGAAGAAUUUUCCCUGCUGAAUUUCUUUCGUUCCGAUUAUAGAGCGUAUCAGCAAAAAGUUCCAACUGGUUUGCCGUUUAUUAAAGGAUUUAUACUCGAGUAAAAUUUAAAAAAAAAUUUGAUAAUCAUUCAAAGUCUGAAUAUAAUUUUUUCUCAAAUCGCUAUACCUCUCGAUUAAUUGUUGUUUUACACAUAAAGUAGGACAAUAAAUAAAAAAAGGAACGAAAUACAAUUUGGAUGUCAAAUAUUAAGAAAUCCUUUUGAAAAUAAGGUCCUUUUUAAAGGAAAAUAUUUUACAUAUUUUCACCAAAUGAAGAGAUUGGUUUAAAAUCCUUUUUAAGCGGUAUAACCAAGAACUACACCUUAUUAACUAUACAAAAAACGAAAGAAGUAACUUUAAACAAAAUGAUACCAUUGUAUUAUUAAAAUCGUACAAUGAGUUAAUAUUUAAGUGAAUGUAAAAAGUCAAGUCAUAGUUCCAGCAAAUAGCAAAUAAAAAACGAAAUUUGAAAAUUAAA
Messenger RNA from Stomoxys calcitrans (stable fly), 1427 nucleotides. It is a transcript of the gene ste14, whose product is annotated as protein-S-isoprenylcysteine O-methyltransferase. Gene Ontology annotation, biological process: C-terminal protein methylation. The record is from RefSeq and is a predicted model, not a curated record. Gene Ontology annotation, molecular function: protein C-terminal S-isoprenylcysteine carboxyl O-methyltransferase activity. The coding region runs from base 110 to 1012 and encodes 300 amino acids. Gene Ontology annotation, cellular component: endoplasmic reticulum; membrane. The transcript is spliced from 3 exons. NCBI's taxonomy places the organism in Eukaryota, Metazoa, Arthropoda, Insecta, Diptera, Muscidae.